AUGGCUUCAGGAAUUGAAGAUGAGCAACAGGGGGCUUGGUACUUUGGAUCGAAUUCAUACGUUCCUGAGUGUAGUUCUGAAUCCGAAGAAGAGCCACAGAAUGUGGAACAAAUAGGACCACAGCAACAAAUUCAGUAUAAGCGAAGACUCACGAAUGAGUUAAGGCAACUUAUUUUGCAAGACUUGUUGUCACUAAAGGUUAGUGACUCACUUCCUCAUAGUACAUUCAAACGCAUAGCUCAAAAAUACGGCUACACACAUAGAACCAUCCGAAAUUUAUGGAAACGAGCAAUACAAACCAAGGAAGCAAACAAACCAUACAAUGUGGAAUCCAAAUUCAAAAAUUGUGGAAGAAAAACAGUCGUCAUACCACCAAACUUACUUGAGUCUAGACCCAUUGGCGAACGCACUUGCAUUAGAGAUGUUGCAACAUGUUUAGAUUUGGCACCGUUAACGGUGUGGAGGUUGAUAAAAAGAGGCGAGAUAAAGGCUCAUUCAAAUCCAUUACACCCGGCUUUAACCGAUGCCAACAAAAUAAGGAGGGUGGAGUGGAUUUUGAGCCUUAUCCAAGAAGACACAAUUCAAAGACACCCGAUUUACAAAGGAAUGUACGAUUAUAUUCACAUUGACGAGAAGUGGUUUUAUUUAACCAAGAAAACGCAAAGGGUUUAUUUAGCACACAAAGAAAAGGUCCUAUAUAGGGCAGCGAAGUCAUCAAAGUUCAUACCUAAGGCCAUGUUCUUAGGAGCCGUUGCUAGGCCUAGAUGGAAUCGUUUUGGUCAAUGCACGUUUGAUGGGAAAAUUGGAAUUUUCCCUUUUAUUAAUAUGGUGCCAGCACAAAGAGAUUCAAAGAAUCAACCAAGGGGUUCAAUUGAAAUUAAACAACCGAAUCAGUUAAUCAAGAAGUUUAUAGGAGCAAGGGGGUUUAACUUUACUCAACAACCUCCAAAUAGUCCAGAUUGUAAUAUUCUAGACUUGGGUUUCUUUAGGAGCAUGCAAUCACUUAUGCAUAAAAAGAUGCCAAAAAACAUUACAGAAUUAAUCACAGCAGUUGAGGAUGCAUUCGGAGAAUUACAUCCAAAGACCUUAACUAAUGUGUGGAUCUCAUUACAACACCAUUUAAAUGAGAUUUUAAAAGUUAAGGGGUCUAAUGACUACAUACAACCCCACUUUGGAAAGAAGGUUGAAGAAGACAAUGGCAGGUUAAGGAUUCAAGUGAGAAUCCCAACACAAUUGGUUAGAGAAGCUGUAGCUUUUCUUAACCCAAACACGGAUCAGCAACAAACACAAGCAUUAACAGAAUAUGAGGAUGCUGCACGAACAACAGAGAUCAUUCAAGAAGCUUAUGAUCAGGCAGUUAAAGAAACUCAAGGAUGA
Messenger RNA from Amaranthus tricolor (Joseph's coat), 1377 nucleotides. RefSeq lists its product as uncharacterized. Gene Ontology annotation, molecular function: nucleic acid binding. The coding region runs from base 1 to 1377 and encodes 458 amino acids. NCBI's taxonomy places the organism in Eukaryota, Viridiplantae, Streptophyta, Magnoliopsida, Caryophyllales, Amaranthaceae. The record is from RefSeq and is a predicted model, not a curated record. The transcript is spliced from 2 exons.